AUAGUUGCGUCACUGAGCUGCGUCAGCGGGUUAAACUUUAGUUUGCGGCUGAUUUCAUUGAAUCUAAUGACGUCAUUGAGUUCAUUAUUGUCAUGUUUUCAGAUGUUCAGAGUUCGUCUACAGAACUAGCCGACAUAUGCUAACCAGCUAGCCACGCUGACGGCUAACAGUGCAACACCAGCAGAGUCUCACCUGCAUGUUGGGAACGAACCCUUUCUUGAUCCUCCAGCAGUUGCUGCUGAUCUUGUCGAGGUACUGCAGCUCAUCGUUGUAGCUGCGACUCAUGGUUCCGAUCACAAGAAGGUUUAAAGCUGCUGCUACACCGGCGGACAGGCAGCGAGUCACAGCGCUACGGAAGCUCACAAGCGUUUUGACAGGACAAUGCGGUUGGUAAUUUCUGCAUGACUCAUUAAAAUGUCACUUUUAACGUAAAAGUAAAAAUAUGAUUUCAGAUUUAAGAGGCCGUUAAUGUAAAUUUGAAUGAGUCAUUAAUUAAAUGGUGUUAAAAUAUCAUUUUUUCUUCGUGGGCAGGAGUAUAAGCUUUACAAUAAACUGAUUCGCUUGCCGUAGUUGUAGUCAACCAAGUUUAGAUAGUCAAACGUAUCAGACGCUUCAAGUAGAGCCGGAUGUUCUGCGACUGACCUUCCAAACAAAAGCAUGAACUAUUUUCUCUUUUUUUUUUUAAGCUAUCACAUUUAACACUAGUACAAUUUAUGGUCACCAUGUUGAUCACACUCAUCACACAAUUACACCUGGUUCCCUGAAGGAAGUUCACGAGCCAUAAGUUAAGUAUUUAUUCACUUUUGCUUUACGAGACGUUUCCAAAAAAGGUUUUAUUUUGAAAUGUUGUACUUUGAGAACAGGAACCGGAAGCUUUAGCGGGUUGACGCCGCUGUCUCGUUGCUGCUACUCUGUUUACAGAUUGAGAGAAAUGUUACAAACGACCCGGAUGUAACACGUUAACUCAUCAUUGAAUGACUUCAUCUGUUCGCCUGCAACAUGAAGCUUCGUGUUCGGCUCCAGCGUGUCACCAGCAGAGUGGAGUUACUGGGAGCAGAUCCCAGCCUGAAGGAGCUCAGGGAGCUCAUCGAGGAGACGCUGCUGUCCUCUCAGGGACUCGGGUCAGAUAUACAUAUUGAGAUUAUGAUAUUUAUCUUCUUUCUCUCUUGUUUGUGUAAGAUAGAAACAUGUUUAAACGUUUUGUGUUCCAGUGCAGACACACAGUUCAGUUUGUCUCUGAACGGCUCAGAGCUUCUUUCAGACUCCGGUCAGACUCUGUCGUCCUGCGGCAUCGUCUCCGGAGAUCUGAUCUGUGUCGUCCUGCCGGAGUCUGCAGCCGACAGAACGACCAGCAACUCACAGAACCAGCAGAACCAGCAGACUGCUGCCAUGACAUCUAACCAGUCCAGCAGACCUGCAGCAUCCGUAUCGGACCCCGAGGAGUCCGGUCCGGUGUUGGACCCCGAACCGCCGUCGGCCCCCAGCUGGGAGCCCAUGCUAUGCAGCGAGGCGGAGGACGGCCAGGCCCCUCUCUCUCUGGAGCUCCUCCACCACUCGGCCCAGACCUCCAGCCCCACUGACGCCAUCGUGGUGGCCGGACACCUGCUGAUGCUGGAAACCGGCUUCAUUCCUCAGAGCGCUGGGCUGAAGGCCUCUGAGAUGCCACCAGGCUGGAGGUCCCCAGCUGGAUUCUACAAGCUGCAGUACACCCACCCUCUGUGUGAGAACAGCCUGGCCAUGGUGGUGUCUGUGGUCAUGGGCCCCGUGCUCAUCAUCAACGCGACUCUGAAGGUGAACGAAUCCGUCGACACGGUUCGUAAAUUGUGUCUGAAGCCGUCCAGCUACGUGACGCACGAGUGGCCAGGAGAAAGUGCAGCUGCAGCUUUCAGAGACCUGAACAAACUGUCCCGGAUCUUCAAAGACCAGCUGGCGUACCCGCUGAUCGCCGCCGCCAGAGACGCGAUGGCGCUGCCGGUGGCGUUCGGUCUGGCCGCUCUUCCUCCUGAACUGGUCCUGCGAGUCGUCCGUCUGCUGGACGUCCGCUCGGUGGGGAGACUGUCUUCUGUGUGCAGACGCUUCAGCGUCUCCAUGGCCGACUCCUCGCUGUGGAGACACCUGUACCGCCGGGACUUCUCAGAUCGAGAUGUGGGCAGGUCCAGAGACACAGACUGGAAAGAGCUCUACAAAAGGUUCCAUCAGAUCCGCUAUGAGCGUCGUCAUGCGACCCGUCACAGGCCCCUCCCCCCUUUCCACCGGAACCCCUUCGCCCCCCCCGUCCCCCUGCACCCCCCUCUGCCCGGCAUCAUCGGGGGGGAGUACGACCAGAGACCGGGCCUCUUCCCCCCCCUCCCCCGCCUCCUCCUGCCCCCCCGGCCUCGCUACGACCCCAUCGGCCCGCCGCCGGACCUCGAGAGGCUCGAGAGGAGGCCGACAGGAGGGCGGGCUGCAGACGUCCGGAGAGGAUUCAUCUGAGUCGACCAAUCAGAGCUCCUCCUGCAGUAAAUAAACAACUCGCAUAAUCAACAACAACAACACAUUAUUGUUAUUAUCAGAGACAGGAAGCUGCUCGUCACAAACAAACUGUUCACCAGGUGUUUGAUAGUCAGUGAGGACGUCCUCCAGGUCACAGAGUUUAUAUAUACGUGUGUGUGUGUGUGUGUGUGUGUGUGUGUGUGUGUGUGUG
Messenger RNA from Anarrhichthys ocellatus (wolf-eel), 2683 nucleotides. It is a transcript of the gene fbxo7, whose product is annotated as F-box protein 7. The record is from RefSeq and is a predicted model, not a curated record. The transcript is spliced from 9 exons. NCBI's taxonomy places the organism in Eukaryota, Metazoa, Chordata, Actinopteri, Perciformes, Anarhichadidae. Gene Ontology annotation, molecular function: protein kinase binding. Bases 1000 to 2472 code for a protein of 490 amino acids. Gene Ontology annotation, biological process: positive regulation of autophagy of mitochondrion.